Molecule: messenger RNA, 580 nt
Organism: Trachymyrmex septentrionalis
Lineage: Eukaryota; Metazoa; Arthropoda; Insecta; Hymenoptera; Formicidae
Exons: 3
Coding region: 248-580 (110 amino acids)
Source: RefSeq, a predicted model, not a curated record
CUCGCUGGCGUCACUGAUGGGUAAAAGUGUCCUCGCCGAGGGAGGAGUGACGAUACACAAAAAUCGAGAACGUACCAUUACAACGAGGAGGGCUUUAUAUGAGACAAUCUUACGAUCUCGUCAACCCUUAAUGUCUCCAUCGUGAGCCGUCGACAGCUGCUCUACGCGCGAAGACGCGGUCCUACGGGACUCGGAAUCAACGUAGUGUAAACGAGAGAACGGGCGGAUAAAGAUAAGGCUAAAGACGAUGGGAGUGCCGGACGUGGAGCAGGCCAAGAAGCGACUCCAGGAUAUACUGAGGCGAGCGCAGAAGCUUGAGAUACCGACACAAGAGGUGAUCUCGACGAGAACUGCGCGUAAAUUGCUCGCCAGAACGCGCAAUGUCCUGGCAUGGACUAUCUGGAUCGGAGUGUUCGUCGUCCUGCUCACUGGCGUUGUCUACGCUCGUUGGCCUACACGACAGGACGUGGAAACCGUCAGGACCGUGCUGAGGCGAACAUGUUCAGGUGCAGCUUCAGGCGAUUUUUCGGAACGAGUGGCAGCACUUUUGCAAUCGUCCUCGACUCAGGACGACUGCUAG